GGAAUCUGUCCCGUUUCUCAGAUGAAGCUUAAGCAAUGGCGACGAGGAUAGCAAAUCAUCUCCCAAACUCCACCUUCUUCUCAAACAUUCUCCAAUCCUGCAUUCAGUGGAAAUCCCUCCGAGCCGUACAACAAACCCAUGCACACCUCCUCAAAACCCAGUUCUCCUCCGAGAUCUUCAUCCUUAAUCGCCUCAUCGAUUCCUACGCGAAAUGUGGCUCCUUUCUUUACGCACGGAACCUGUUCGACGGAAUGCCGCAGAGGAACAUCUUUUCAUAUAACACUAUGCUCACAGCGCUCACCAAGUCAGGCAGGCUUGAAGAUGCUGACAUGCUAUUCCGCUCCAUGCCUGAUCAUGAUCAGUGUUCUUGGAACUCCAUGGUGUCCGGGUUCUCACAGCAUGGGCAUUUCGAAGACUCGCUCGGGUUCUUUAAUGUCAUGCAUGGUGAGGAUUUUGUUCUCAAUGCCUACUCUUUUUCUAGUGCUCUUUGUUCUUGUGCAGGGAUUAUGGACUUGAGAACAGGCAUGCAAAUUCAUGCAUUGGUUUCAAAGUCGGGCCUUUCACACGAUGUUUAUAUGGGGACUGCUUUAUUGGAUAUGUACUCCAAGUGUAAGAGGCCAUUGGAUGCAUUUCGAGUUUUUGAGAUGAUGAAGGAGAGGAACACAACGACAUGGAAUAGCUUGAUCACUUGUUAUGAACAGAAUGGUCCGGCUAAUGAAGCUCUUGUGGUGUAUGUGAGAAUGAUGGAUUGCGGUGUUGAGUUUGAUGAAGUAACACUUGCUAGUGUGGCCAGUGCGUGUGCAACUCUGUCUGCUAUUAGAGAAGGUUUGCAAAUCCAUGCACGUGUGAUCAAAUUUGAAAGGUUUAAUAAUGAUCUUGUUUUGAGCAAUGCUUUGGUUGACAUGUAUGCAAAAUGUAGUAGAAUUGAGGUGGCGAGAAGAAUAUUUGAUCGCAUGCCUGUCAGGAGUACAGUUGCAGAGACUUCUAUGAUUAGUGGCUACGCAAAGAGCUCAAGUGUUGAAGAUGCAAAACUAGUAUUUUCUAGGAUGACAGAAAAGAAUAUUAUAGCUUGGAAUGCGCUCAUUGCCGGAUAUACGCAGAAUGGGGAUGAUGAAGAGGCAGUAAGAUUGUUUCGGAGAUUGAAGAGGGAGUCUGUUUGGCCAACACACUACACAUUUGGAAACAUCCUCAAUGCAAGUGCUAACCUUUCAGAUUUUCAAAUAGGCAAGCAAGCCCAUUGUCAUGUUUUAAAACAUGGAUUUCGGUUUGAGGCUGGACCAGAGACUGAUAUCUUUGUUGGCAAUUCACUUGUGGACAUGUAUCUCAAGUGUGGGUCUGUUGAUGAAGGGGGCAAAGUGUUUGAGAGGAUGAUUGGGAAGGACAGGGUGUCAUGGAAUGCCAUGAUUGUAGGAUAUGCGCAAAAUGGUCGUGGUGAAGAAGCAUUGCAUCUUUUCAAAAGGAUGCUGAGCUCCGGGGAAACACCUGACAAUGUGACUAUGAUUGGUGUUCUCUCCGGUUGCAGCCAUGCUGGAUUGGUUGAUGAUGGUCGUCAAUACUUUCAGUCCAUGACUAGAGAAUUUGGUCUGGUUCCAUGUCGAGACCACUAUACGUGCAUGGUUGAUUUGCUUGGCCGUGCAGGUCAUCUAGCUGAAGUGGAGGCAUUCAUCAAAGAGAUGCCGGUUGCACCUGAUUCUGUUCUUUGGGCUUCAUUGCUUGCUGCCUGCAAGGCACAUGGCAAUGUCAAGUUGGGAGAAUGGGCUGCAGAAAUGCUCUUUGAGCUUGAUUCAGCAAGUUCAGGACCAUAUGUUCUUCUUUCAAAUAUUUAUGCAGAGAUAGGACAAUGGGAAGACGUAGGAAGAAUCAGAAAGUUGAUGAAGAAUAAGGGUGUUAUUAAACAGCCAGGCUGCAGUUGGAUUGAGAUAGAACGAAAGGUUCAUGUUUUCAUGGUAAGGGAUAAAAGGCACCCAAGAAGGAAGAGCAUCUAUAAUAUCCUGAAAAUCCUGCAAACACAAAUGAAGAGAUCCAGCAUGGAGAUCUUUGUUGGGAUGAAUUUGUCAUAUGCUUGCAGCUUCCAAUCAUGAAGCACUGUUCUUGAUCAACUUCCAAUUCUACACUUCAUUUGGUACAAAUUUUAAAGAGCAGCCAGCAAAGAUUGCAUGUAUGAUUGGAUAAAUUUUAUUUGUUCUUUGCUUCUGAAUGGAACAGAAUGAUUAACUUCAUUGCCACAGAAGGAUACAAUCUUUGGAACCUUAUAUUGUGUUUGUUGGUAUUCGGCAACCAACAUUAUGCCAAGGAUUAAAUUGUUUUCUUCAAAGCUGCGGAUGAUUCACAUUGAAGAAUGCAGUGCAGAAGAUGGAAAUUUGGUGGUGUCUUUCACUAGUCCAUUUGACUUGUGAUGAUAUAUAUAUAUAUAUAUAUAUAUAUGUAUAUGAUGAUAUGAAGGCCAGAAGAAAUCACAAGUGUGUGAAAAGUAGGAAAAAGACUAAGACUUUCAUUUUCAUUUUCAUUUGGAGAGCAGACUUUGGAAUUUGGAAGAUUGAUGAGUAAACAGAGAAAUAAAUUAGUAUGAAAACAUUCUCUAUCUCACUUCCUCUAUCUAUCUGUACUAUACACAGAUGCCAUGGCAAGCUCAAGUGAGAUCAGUGAGAUCAUGUUGAAAGUAUCACAUGGGAAGUUCGGAGCAUGGGCUUGGACAAUACCAGAGAACCAUGAUGUUGGCAAAGAUGUAGAAGAACAAGAAGAAGAAGUUGCAUCUCUGCAGUUAUGGGAGAAACAUAGGAAUCCUCAUGGAGUUACUGAAAAGCAGUUGAUGAUGAAGUAUUGGAAAGAGAUGAUGGAGUUGGUAGGAGAUGCACCAGAGAACACUUAUGAGCUUUCAUUCAGAGACAUUGUGGAUGUCACUUGGAAAGAAAAGAAUGAUGAGAAUGAGAAUGAGUCUUCCAAGGAUAAAGUGGAUAAGAAAAGGAAUAAAUGGAUGAAAGGAAGGGUGGCAAGAAGUGAAAACUUGGGGAAUGGCCUGCUUUUAAAGAUGUUUGUCCCGGGGAACAUGGCAAGGAGGAGCAGUUUUAGUGUCAAUGGUGCUCAUUCAAAGGUCAUUCCGAAGGCUAUGGUAGCUGAGGGGGAAUGGAGGAGAAAGGAUCUUGGUGAAUCGAGUAGCUUCGACUCGAACAACAGCAUCAACCACACAGGAUGGAGGAAAAUGAGUGCCUGUUUACCCUUGCUUCACAAAGCCAUGAAAAAAUGAGGCCUUCUUUGAUUUAAUUAUGUGGAUGUUGCAUGCUAUGAUACCAAUGCCAAUGUUUGAUGUAUCCAAAUGAAAAUGCUUGUGAGGAGCUCUCAGGUUAUCAAAAUGAUCGGCAAAUACUACGAAGGUUUCUGAAGGAAUUGUCGAUCCUACCGCUUUAUAGUAAAAGUUGACUUAUCCGUGUUAUUGUAUAUGAUCAGAUAUUAUGAACCAGUAUUUUCUGUAAUGUUAUGUAAAGCUAGAAUUAUCAGCAAGUAAUAAAACCUU
This is a messenger RNA of Dioscorea cayenensis subsp. rotundata (Guinea yam), 3511 nucleotides long. RefSeq names its product pentatricopeptide repeat-containing protein At2g13600-like. Gene Ontology annotation, biological process: RNA modification. NCBI's taxonomy places the organism in Eukaryota, Viridiplantae, Streptophyta, Magnoliopsida, Dioscoreales, Dioscoreaceae. Bases 36 to 2081 code for a protein of 681 amino acids. The transcript is spliced from 3 exons. Gene Ontology annotation, molecular function: RNA binding; protein binding. The record is from RefSeq and is a predicted model, not a curated record.